AUGAAGCUCCCUAUUUUCAUAGCUGAUGCAUUCACAGCACAGGCAUUUCGUGGAAAUCCUGCUGCUGUUUGUCUCCUAGAAAUCAAACUGGAUGAAGACAUGCAUCAAAAAAUUGCCAGGGAAAUGAACCUCUCAGAAACCGCCUUUAUCCGAAAACUGCACCCAACUGACAGCUUCACACAGAGUUCCUGCUUCGGAUUAAGGUGGUUCACACCGGCGAGUGAGGUCCCUCUCUGUGGUCACGCUACCCUGGCUUCUGCAGCUGUGCUGUUUCACAAAAUAAAAAAUGUGAAUAGCACUCUAACCUUUGUCACACUGAGUGGUGAACUAAAGGCCAGAAAAGUGGAGGAUGGAAUCGUCCUGGACUUGCCUCUUUACCCAGCCCAUUACCAGGACAUCCAUGAAGUAAAGGACUUGAUAAAGACUGCCAUAGGCGACACGAUGAUCCAGGACAUCCGCUACUCCCCAGACACCCGGAAGCUCCUUGUCCGGCUCAGUGACGCUUAUGACAGGUCAUUUCUGGAGAACCUGAAAGUGAGCACACAGGACCUGCUGCAAAUAGAGAACACAGGGAAGGUGAGAGGACUCAUUCUCACCCUCAAAGGAGAGCCUGGUGGGCAGACCCAAGCAUUCGACUUUUACUCCAGAUAUUUCGCACCCUGGGUUGGUGUUUCAGAAGACCCUGUGACAGGGUCUGCCCACACUGUUCUCAGCAGCUACUGGUCCCAAGAACUGGGGAAGAAAGAGAUGCGUGCCUUUCAGUGCUCCUCCCGAGGAGGAGAGCUGGCGAUUUCCCUGCGCCCUGACGGCCGGGUUGACAUUCGGGGAGGCGCCGCGGUUGUCCUGGAGGGCACGCUGACAGCCUAG
Pipistrellus nathusii (Nathusius's pipistrelle) is the source of this 867-nucleotide messenger RNA. The record is from the annotation of a GenBank genome assembly. Lineage: Eukaryota; Metazoa; Chordata; Mammalia; Chiroptera; Vespertilionidae.